This is a messenger RNA of Ochotona curzoniae (black-lipped pika), 2180 nucleotides long. RefSeq names its product lysine methyltransferase 5A (gene KMT5A). The transcript is spliced from 7 exons. The record is from RefSeq and is a predicted model, not a curated record. NCBI's taxonomy places the organism in Eukaryota, Metazoa, Chordata, Mammalia, Lagomorpha, Ochotonidae. Gene Ontology annotation, molecular function: protein binding; histone H4K20 methyltransferase activity. Bases 297 to 1187 code for a protein of 296 amino acids.
CGUUCCAGCUCCUUCCCCCAGAAGUCUCCAGGCAGCCAGGGUCCCUGGCAGCUGCUGGGCUGCAGUGACCAGGAGGGGCCAGCCAGCUCUGAGCAGCCCCUUCCGGCUGACUUCAGGAUCCAGUGGUCAGUCAGGUUCCCCAGGCCUCUUCCAAGUGGCUCUGGGCCCUGCCAGGGGAGCUGACGCCCAAACACGUUCAACCCUUCCACCGCCCUGUCUGCCUGUCCUGGGUCAUUCCGACCUGUUCCUGGCUGCUGGAGAAUGUGUUUACCGGGCAGCCCAAGAUCUAUUCCUACAUGAGCCCGAACAAAUGCUCCGGAAUGCGUUCCCCCCUUCAGGAAGAGAACUCGGUUGCACAUUACGAAGUCAGAUGCCCAGGGAAGCCGCUAGCUGGGAUCUACAGGAAGCGAGAAGAGAAAAGAACAGGAGGCAACGCCCUGCGGAGUUCAGCAAAGGCCGAGGGACACAAGAUCAAAGAUGCCAGGAGAGGCCCCCUGGCCCCUUUUCCAAACCAAAAACCUGAAGCCGCAGAACCUCCAAAAACCCCACCCUCGUCCUGCGAGCCUCCCAGCUUGACUGGCAGCACGCAGACCAUGAAGAAGCCCCCGAGGGGCAGCAGACAGGCCCUCCGGAAAAAAGUUCCAGGGAAAACGCAGCAGAAUCGCAAGCUCACAGAUUUCUACCCAGUCCGCCGGAGCUCCAGGAAGAGCAAGGCUGAGCUGCAGUCUGAAGAGAGGAAGAGACUGGAUGAAUUGAUCGAGAGCGGCAAAGAAGAAGGGAUGAAGAUUGACCUCAUCGACGGCAAAGGCAGGGGCGUAAUCGCCACCAAGCAGUUCUCCCGGGGCGACUUUGUGGUGGAAUACCACGGGGACCUCAUUGAGAUCACGGACGCCAAGAAGCGGGAGGCUCUGUACGCCCAGGACCCCUCCACGGGCUGCUACAUGUACUACUUCCAGUAUCUCAGCAAAACCUACUGUGUGGAUGCCACACGGGAGACCAACCGCCUGGGGCGACUGAUCAACCACAGCAAGUGCGGGAACUGCCAGACCAAGCUGCACGACAUCGCCGGUGUGCCCCACCUCAUCCUGGUCGCGGCGCGGGACAUUGCGGCCGGGGAGGAGCUGUUGUACGACUACGGGGACCGCAGCAAGGCCUCCAUCGAAGCCUACCCCUGGCUGAAGCACUAACGGCCGCCCACUCGUGGCGCAUGGCCUCCUCCGAGGGAAUGGGUUUGCUUUGUGUUUGUUUUUUUGCUUUUUCUUUUCUUUCUUUUUUUUUUUUUUUACACUUAAUCUUAGCGGAUUACUUAAGAUGUUUUUUAAAAAGUAUAUCAAGAUGCCUUUUCACUGUAGUAUUUAAAUAUCUGUUACAGGUUUCCAAGGUGGACUUGAGCAGAUGGCCUUAUAUUACCAAAACUUUUAUAUUCUAGUUGGUUUUUGUACCUUUUUUGCAUAUGAAUGGAAUGCCCGGCACAGGUUUUAGGAGGAAAGAGUCCCAGACGGGACCAGGAAGCCGGCCGGGGUUUCCUGCCUCCGGACGCAGGGCCGGGCCCUCCCGCUUUCUCCGCACCCCACAGCCCCUGCCCCCCAGCCGGGGCGCCUCCAAGCUCUUGUUCUCCCAGCGUCUUGACAGGCGCGCGCUCAAGUGUAUGAAUAUUUUUUAAAAAGGGUUUCUUGGUAAGCUAGUCUUCCCAUCUCUACUUUCUUGAAAGCUUCCUGGCCCCGUGGCCCGCCAGCACGGGGCCAGCCGGGUGCCGACUCUUCCAGGGCCUGCCAUCCUCGGCACACCCAGAGCACCAGGGCCGGUGGGCAGACUCGAGGCAGGUGGCAGGGAUGGCACUGCCUGCCCAUGCUGCCGGGGCAGAGUGCCCAGAACUGGGUUAUUAUUAAUUCUUUAUAGAAAUGUGAACACUGAGUUUAUUUUAAAAAAAAAAUUCAAAAAGCUUAAAAAAAAUUAAAAGAAAAGGAAAAAAAAACCACAGGAAACAACUUACAUGUAUAUAGAUCUUGAAGUGAGUGAAGUGGUGGCUGCCUUUUUCUGUUCUGGGUUUCUCUGUUCGUUUCUGUAGGCGAGAUCUCAGAUGGUACUCUAAUCACAAAUAAGGUUUUGUAGUGGGACCAGAAGUUCCUCACCCGAGUACCCCACACCCCUGCUCACCUGGCAUCCACCUGGCGUCCUCC